Molecule: messenger RNA, 943 nt
Organism: Abrus precatorius (Indian licorice)
Lineage: Eukaryota; Viridiplantae; Streptophyta; Magnoliopsida; Fabales; Fabaceae
Product: auxin-induced in root cultures protein 12
Exons: 1
Coding region: 80-817 (245 amino acids)
Source: RefSeq, a predicted model, not a curated record
ACCAAAAACCACCACUUCAGUAGUCCAAUCUCUCUCUCUCAAUAGUAUCUUGAUCUUUUAUUAUUCUUAUCACAAAACAAUGGCAUCAUCUCAUAUACCCACUUUUUCACCCUUCAUUUUAGGAACCACCAUUACCGUUACCAUCUUCAUCUUCUCUCUGUUCACACCUUCCCACGCAGCCAUAGACUGCGACACCCAGAAGCUUCCACCCAGCCGCUCCUUCGCCAACUGCACAAACCUUCCUUCCUUAGGCGCCACUCUCCACUUCACCUACAACGCUACCAACCACUCCCUCGCCGUCGCUUACGCCGCCGAGCCCCCCAGCCCCAACGGCUGGGUCGCCUGGGGUAUCAACCCCACCGGCGGCGGCAUGGUCGGCACGCAAGCCUUUAUCGCCUUCAAGCAAAACGGCAGCGUUGCGGUUGGACUCUACAACCUCACCUCUUACAAAGGCAUUGACGCCGUAAAGGCACUUUCGUUUGACACUUGGGACGUGAGCGCGGAAGAGGCUGGCGGCGUGAUAACGGUGUUUGCGGUCGUAAAAAUCCCGGAAAAGGAGGGGAACUUGACUCAAGUGUGGCAGGUGGGGCCCGUAACCGGAGGGAAACCGAUGAUUCACGCGAGGAAACCGGAGAAUCUUCAGGCGCAGGGAGCGCUGGAGGUGGUGGGGUCCACAAUAAGUGGGAACAGUAGUGCGAAUGGUGGUGGGGAUAAUAAUAAAAGUGGUGGUGGGGUCUCGGUGAUGGGUGUAAGGUUUGGGUUUGGUUUUUACUUUGGAUUGGUUUUGGUGGUGUUGAUGAGUCUUGUUACCGUGUGAUUUUAUUUGAUGUGAUGUCAUGUGAUGUGAUUCUUUUCACCUCUCUCUUGUUUUUGUUGAAUAAUUUUUCUUGUACGGUUAUAUUUGUAUUUUUUUUCUUUUAUUAAUUUUAGUAGUUUUAUUUGU